GCUGUGCCACCUCGGACGUCCCUCGAAAUUCGCUUGGGGUGGGGAUCAUUGCGGAAAUGCACUGUUUCUUUUUUUACUUCCUAGGCUUUUUGGGUUUUGAAUCGACAAUCCAGGCGUCCCACCCGGUUGAGGGCAGCUGGAGUUCGGUCCUGCCCGGACAUUUGUUGAUUGCGAUUGCAAAUGAUAAUUCUGCUUGGCACCUAGGUCAUUAGGCCAGACUCAUACGAAGUCCGCUUUGUGAAUCGUCCUGGGAAUUGAAGCUGGCAGCGCGGAGAUAGGGAGUGCCUUUUUGAUCAGCUCAAUGCGGUGGGGUGGUACUAAACGCCUGCUGAUAAAGAUAAAUCUCUUAGUCAACGUUGUGCAGGAUCGACCGAGAGAGGGCUGUAUAUCCAAGAACGUGACAACAGGGUGGUCGAAGUCGGAGCCUUGGAACAGACGCUGAUUGCGUUGGGCGGGCCGGUUUCUCGACGUUGGUUAGUGGUGGAUACAGCGGGUUGCGGAAGAGAUUGAGGGUCGAGAGGCAGUCCGAGGUGAACCUAAGUGCGCGGAAGACGAGGAAGAAGAAGUAGCUUGCAGCUACAGUCAUGUUGCUGAACUUAUUCAAGACCGGCACCGUUGCAUCGACACCGGCGUGCCGCAAUGGCGCUUUUGUGAGGAAGUCCAGCAGAUGCGGAAGGCCGGAGCCGCUGCAGGUGCGCGCUUCAGCGAGCGCCGAGGGGGCAGGAUGGCUGAAGUCAGCGUCGUCGAAACUCGGCAAGAUUGUCGAGAAGAAGGUCCAAGGUCCCAGCAAGGAGGGUGUCGGUGAGACGGUUACGUUCAAAGGAACGGCCGUAAUCGUGAAGAAGUUGAAGUUGUUCGACGUGAUGGAUCGCGUUGCGGACAUCCAGGACGACGCCAGUGAGCUCAGGGGAAAGAAAGUGACUUUCCAGCUUGUGAGCAGCGAGGUCGACUCAAGCACAGGGGAGCUUGUGACGAGUGAAGAGGUGACCCUCCAGGGCUGGCUCAAAAUCUUCGAUUCAAUCACGGCAGAGAAGCUCAGCUUUAAUGUGGAGUUCUCCGUGCCCAAAUCGUUCGGCGUGCCCGGAGCCAUUCUCGUGAGGAACAACCAUCCCAACGAGUUCCUUCUGGUGUCGUUCAAGCUUGACCUUUCCGGCGGAAGCUCCGCCGACUACAUUACCAACUCGUGGGUGUACAACACCGAGAAGUCGGGACCGCGUGCCUUUUUCUUCAACACGCCACUGCUGCCGCAUGAGACUCCUGCCGGGCUGAAGGAAUUGCGCGAGAAGGAGCUCAAGGAAACGAGAGGCGACGGAACCGGCAUGCGAAAUGAGACCGAGCGCAUCUACGAUUUCGACGUCUACAACGAUCUGGGAACGCCCGACGUCGACCCAAAGAAUGUUCGGCCCACCCUGGGUGGCAGUGCGGAGUUCCCCUUUCCACGUAGAAUGCGGACUGGCCGUCCCCCGACGAAAUUCAGCCCAGAGUUUGAGAGCCGGGCAGCUGACCUGUACGUCCCCAGCGACGAGCGCUUCGAUUACGUCAAGUUGAGCGAUAACAAGGCGGAUAUGGCUCGAGCUGCAGCCCACGCCAUACCGUCGAAGAUUUCUACCAAACUGAGUAGGAAAGAGAGCUGGUCCAGCAUGGAGGAGAUCAAAAACUUGUAUUCUGCACCAGGCGAAGAGGUGGGAGGAAUCAACAAUGUGUUGGGUAGCAAGGAGGAUGUGUCUGAAAAGGAUCAGCACCCGUUGCUAUUCCUGAGGGAAUUCACUUCCAAGCGUGCUGACGGCAAGGAUAACGACCUCCUGAAGUUUCCUCUUCCUCGGAUCUUGAAAGCCGAUGAGAAAGCGUGGCAGACCGACGCCGAAUUUGCCCGGGAGUAUCUCGCGGGCUUCAACCCUAUCGAGAUUGAGCUUGUCAGGGAGUUUCCUAUCAAGAGCAAACUCGAUCCUGCGGAAUUUGGUGAUCCCACCUCUGCCAUCACUGAGCAACACAUUGACGCCAAAUUGGAAGGUCUCAGCGUCGCGCAGGCCGUGUCCGAGAAGAAGCUUUUUGUGGUGGACUUUCACGAUCUUUUUCUCCCAUGGGUGGGAAGUAUCAACAAAUUAGAGAACAGCAAGAACUACGCCAGCAGGACACUUUUUUUCUUGUCGAAAGAAGGGUCACUCAAGCCCCUGGCGAUCGAGCUGGUUCUUCCCCCGAGGACUAAGGGUGGAGAGAAGAAGGCCCGGGUGUUUACGCCUCCAGCGGAUCCCUCAGAGACGGAUCACAUUUGGCAGCUCGCAAAAGCUCACGCCACCAACAAUGAAAUGACUGUGCAUCAAUCUGUCAACCAUUUUACGCGUUGCCACGCCGUCACCGAGCCCAUGAUCAUCUCGACACACCGUCAGCUCAGCAAGCUUCACCCGAUCCAUCAUCUGCUGUUCCCGCACUGCAGGCACACGUUAGAGGUGAACAGUACUGCUCGACUCAACCUCCUUCCUGCGGGGGGUACGAUCGAGCAGAUCUAUACGCCUCGUGAGUACGUCGUGCGAAUGGCUUCUGCUGCCUACCGAGACUUUUGGACAUUUGACUCAAAUGCGUUGCCGAACGACCUCAUCAGGAGGGGUAUGGCGGUACCAGACCCUAACGCUAAACACGGAGUCAGGCUUACCAUUGAAGAUUAUCCCUACGCAGCCGACGGGCUUGAAGUUUGGGGCGCCAUGAAGGCAUGGAACACGGAGUACGUUGACAUCUACUACAAGGACGACAGCGUUGUGCAACAGGAUGCGGAGCUUCAGAACUGGUACAACGAGUAUCGUAAUGUAGGCCACGCCGAUAAGAGAGACGCACCUGGGUGGAUUCCAAUGGACUCGAAGAAAAACCUAGUAGAAAUUCUGACAACAGUGCAGUGGAUUCCAACGGCCAUGCACGCCCCUAUCAACUUCGGCCAAUUUGACUACGCAGGGUUCAUGCCCCACCACCCCUGUAUGUGCCGCCGCCUGAUUCCAGAGGAAGGGAGCAAAGAAAUGGAAGAACUCCGAGCUGAUCCCGUGAAGUUCUAUCUAUCGACUAUCUCCGAUACGGACACGACAACCACAGCCAUGGCGGUAUUCGAAGUUGUGGCGGCCCACGCUCCCAACGAGGAGUACAUCGUCGAGCGAAUUCCAACUUGGACGCAGAAUGAACAGGCUAAGGCCGCAUUCCAGCGAUACACGGACAAGCUGCGAGAGAUUGACGAUUUGAUUGUGAGGCGCAACCAGGAUCCGAAUUUAAAGCAUCGGUGUGGUCCUGCUCAACUGCCUUUCGAACUUCUGCGGCCAUUCUCAACCCCUGGUGUGACGGGAAGGGGUAUCCCCAAUAGCAUCACAGUUUAGAAAAGAGAGUCCGAUAUACAGUGUAAACCUUUCUCCCGGUGGUGCCCGCUAUUGUGCAGCAGUAAGAAUGACAAAUGUGCCCAGUCCGCAACGUUUUAAAGCGAAGUGGAAUUAAUCUUGAGGCGACUUUCGAUCAUAUCUUUCCCAAAUUGACGAACAGAUGCAUUACAUUAGUGACGGAUGAGGUGGCUACUUUAAAACAUGUGUGAGAAUCCUUGCUAUGUCCAUCACAUUCUGGCAACUAAGGAAUCAAGGAAGCAUUUUAUUUCAAUUAAAUGAUGUUGAGUCUAUGGCUUGAAAGCCUUGUCCA
This is a messenger RNA of Physcomitrium patens, 3663 nucleotides long. RefSeq names its product putative linoleate 9S-lipoxygenase 4. The record is from RefSeq and is a predicted model, not a curated record. NCBI's taxonomy places the organism in Eukaryota, Viridiplantae, Streptophyta, Bryopsida, Funariales, Funariaceae. Gene Ontology annotation, biological process: lipid oxidation. Gene Ontology annotation, molecular function: oxidoreductase activity, acting on single donors with incorporation of molecular oxygen, incorporation of two atoms of oxygen; protein binding; metal ion binding.